AUGACAGAGAAAUCAUUUGUUAGCAGUCCUAUUGUUCGGGACUCGGUAUUAUUGGUGCCAAAAUCACUGAUAUCUAGGCCAUACGUGUUACCGUUUUUCCCGUUGUACGCUACCUUUGCUCAAUUAUAUUUCCAGCAAUAUGAUCGUUACAUCAAGGGACCUGAAUGGACUUUCGUUUAUUUGGGGACAUUAGUCUCAUUGAAUAUUCUGGUUAGGUUGAUGCCUGCUUGGAAUGUCAGAGUUAAGGCAAAAUUCGACUAUAGUACUACCAAAAAUGUCAAUGAAGCCACCCAUAUCCUUAUCUACACCACCGCAAACAAUGGUUCUGAUGAUAUUGUAGAGAUUCAAAGGGUUACUGAAGCAGGGUCUCUACAAACUUUCUUCCAAUUCCAGAAGAAGAGAUUCUUGUGGCAGGAAAGCGAGCAAGUCUUUUCCUCACCAAAGUUUCUCGUUGAUGAGUCCCCAAAGAUUGGUGAUUUUCAAAAAUGUAAAGGUCAUUCUGGUGACUUGACCCACUUGAAAAGGUUAUACGGUAAAAACAGUUUUGAUAUUCCUAUCCCAACAUUUAUGGAGUUGUUUAAAGAACAUGCUGUGGCGCCAUUGUUUGUUUUUCAAGUAUUUUGCGUUGCGUUAUGGCUAUUGGAUGAGUUCUGGUACUAUUCUUUGUUCAACUUGUUUAUGAUCAUCUCCAUGGAAGCAGCUGCUGUUUUCCAAAGAUUGACCGCACUGAAGGAGUUUAGAACUAUGGGCAUCAAGCCUUAUACCAUCAACGUGUUCAGAAACAAAAAGUGGGUUGCUUUAGAAACUAAUGAAUUGCUACCUAUGGACCUAGUCUCUGUAACGAGAACUGCCGAAGAUAGUGCUAUGCCUUGUGAUUUGAUCUUGCUUGAUGGUUCCUGCAUUGUUAAUGAAGCAAUGCUUUCAGGUGAAUCUACGCCGUUGUUGAAAGAGUCUAUCAAUUUACGUCCUAGUGAAGACCCCCUACAAUUGGAUGGUGUUGACAAGAUUGCCGUAUUGCACGGUGGUACAAAGGCCUUACAAGUUACUCCUCCUGGACACAAAUCGGAUGUUCCACCACCACCUGAUGGAGGUGCGUUAGCCAUUGUCACUAAGACUGGAUUUGAAACAUCUCAAGGGUCUUUAGUACGUGUGAUGAUUUACUCUGCUGAACGUGUUUCUGUUGAUAAUAAGGAAGCAAUAAUGUUCAUUCUCUUUUUGUUAAUCUUCGCUGUCGUCGCGUCUUGGUAUGUCUGGAUUGAAGGUACUAAAAUGGGUAGAAUUCAAUCCAAAUUGAUCUUGGACUGUAUUUUGAUUAUUACGUCCGUUGUUCCCCCUGAAUUACCAAUGGAAUUGACCAUGGCCGUGAAUAGUUCGCUGGCUGCCCUCGCCAAGUUUUAUGUCUACUGUACUGAACCAUUUAGAAUUCCAUUUGCUGGUAGAAUUGAUGUUUGUUGUUUCGAUAAGACUGGUACCUUAACCGGUGAAGAUCUUGUUUUCGAAGGUCUAGCUGGUAUCUCUGAAGACUCCGAAAAUAUUCGUCAACUAUAUAGCGCAACUGAAGUGCCAGAAAGUACAAUUCUUGUUAUCGGUGCUGCUCAUGCUUUAGUCAAAUUAGAUGAUGGUGAUGUUGUCGGUGACCCAAUGGAAAAGGCUACCUUAAAGGCCGCGGGUUGGGCUGUUGAAAAGAAAAAUAGCAACUAUAGGGAAGGCACCGGUAAAUUGGAUAUCAACCGUAGAUUUCAAUUUUCUUCCGCUCUAAAAAGAUCUGCUUCUAUUGCCUCUCACAAUGAUACCUUUUUUGCUGCUGUCAAAGGUGCACCUGAAACUAUUCGUGAAAGACUUUCUACCAUACCUAAAAAUUAUGAUGAAAUCUACAAGUCCUUUACACGUUCCGGUUCAAGAGUCCUUGCUUUGGCUUCUAAGCAGUUGCCAAAGCUGUCCCAAUCUAAAAUUGAUGACUUAAACCGUGAUGAAGUUGAAUCCGAUUUGACCUUCAGUGGAUUUUUGAUUUUCCAUUGUCCUUUGAAAGAUGAUGCUAUUGAGACUAUCAGAAUGUUGAAUGAAUCUUCUCAUCGUUCUGUUAUGAUUACUGGUGACAACCCAUUGACUGCUGUUCAUGUAGCUAAGGAAGUUGAAAUUGUUUUCGGUGAGACUUUAAUUUUGGACAGAGCUGGCAAAUCUGAUGAUGGUCAAUUAUUGUUCCGUGAUGUUGAAGAGACAAUUUCGAUCCCAUUUGAUCCAUCAAAAGAUAGUUUCGAUCACUCUCAAUUAUUUGAUAGAUAUGAUAUUGCUGUUACUGGUUAUGCUUUGAAUGCCUUAGAGGGACAUUCUCAAUUGAGGGAUCUGUUACGUCACACCUGGGUGUAUGCACGUGUAUCACCAUCCCAAAAGGAAUUCUUGUUGAACGAACUAAAGGAUAUGGGGUAUCAAACUCUAAUGUGCGGUGAUGGUACUAAUGAUGUUGGUGCCUUGAAACAAGCUCAUAUUGGUAUUGCACUGUUAAACGGUACUGAAGAAGGUUUGAAAAAAUUGGGUGAACAACGUAGAUUUGAAAAUAUGAAAAUGAUGUAUGUGAAGCAAACCGAAUUCAUGGCUAGAUGGAACCAACCACAACCACCUGUUCCUGAGCCAAUUGCACAUUUAUUCCCACCUGGUCCAAAAAAUCCUCAUUACCUAAAAAUGUUAGAAAGUAAAGGUACUAUCAUCACUCCAGAAAUAAGAAAAGCAGUUGAAGAAGCAAACUCUAAACCUGUUGAAGUCAUUAAACCAAACGGACUAUCGAAAAAGAACCCUGCCGAUUUAGCAUCUAUGUUGUUAAACUCUGCUGGUGAUGCCCAAGGUGAUGAAGCCCCAGCUCUUAAGUUAGGAGAUGCAUCCUGUGCUGCUCCAUUUACUUCAAAACUUGCUAAUGUUUCUGCCGUUACUAACAUUAUACGUCAAGGUCGUUGUGCUUUGGUCAAUACAAUUCAAAUGUACAAAAUUUUAGCUUUGAAUUGUUUAAUUAGUGCCUAUUCUCUGUCUAUCAUAUACAUGGCCGGUGUCAAGUUUGGUGAUGGUCAAGCUACAGUUUCUGGUUUGUUAUUAUCGGUUUGUUUCUUGAGCAUUUCCCGUGGUAAACCUUUAGAAAAAUUAUCAAAGCAAAGGCCACAAGCUGGCAUUUUCAAUAUUUACAUUAUGGGAUCUAUUUUAUCUCAAUUUGCUGUUCAUAUUGCCACUUUGAUCUACAUUACAACAGAAAUCUAUAAAUUGGAACCCAGAGAACCACAAGUUGAUCUUGAAAAGGAAUUUGCCCCAUCGCUACUAAAUACAGGCAUUUUCAUCAUUCAAUUGGUGCAACAAGUUUCAACAUUUGCUGUUAACUAUCAAGGAGAGCCAUUCAGAGAGAAUAUUAGAAGCAACAAGGGUAUGUAUUAUGGUUUAUUGGGUGUGACAGGUUUGGCUCUUGCUAGUGCUACUGAAUUUUUCCCUGAACUGAAUGAAGCCAUGAAGUUUGUGCCAAUGAGCGAUGACUUUAAAGUCAAAUUGACGGUAACAUUGCUACUUGAUUUCUUUGGUAGUUGGGGCGUUGAGCAUGUUUUCAAGUUCUUCUUCAUGGAUGACAAACCAUCUGACAUUUCUAUUCAAAAGGUCAAGAUCGCCUCUAAAUGA
Messenger RNA from Saccharomyces kudriavzevii IFO 1802, 3648 nucleotides. RefSeq names its product ion-transporting P-type ATPase SPF1 (gene SPF1). Gene Ontology annotation, biological process: intracellular calcium ion homeostasis. Gene Ontology annotation, cellular component: endoplasmic reticulum membrane. The transcript has a single exon. The coding region runs from base 1 to 3648 and encodes 1215 amino acids. The record is from RefSeq and is a predicted model, not a curated record. NCBI's taxonomy places the organism in Eukaryota, Fungi, Ascomycota, Saccharomycetes, Saccharomycetales, Saccharomycetaceae. Gene Ontology annotation, molecular function: ATP hydrolysis activity; ATP binding; P-type ion transporter activity.